AUGCCGUCGUCCAAGAGCUCAAAUGGCUCUGGCGCGCAGGUGAGCCAUCGCCUCCGGAACUUCUUUCGCAUGAACAGCGCCGCCAGCAGUGGAAGCGAGAAGGACAAGUCCGCCGCCAAUAAUGCCUCCGUCACCUCUGCCGCCAACAAUGCAGCUUCCUCCGACAUAUCGAGUCCCAAGCCGUCUCGUCAUACCAAGUUCUUCAGCAGCACUGUUGGCCGACUUCGUGCCCACACUGUCGCCAGCGAAGGCAAUCAACUCGAAGAAGCCAUGAGCCCAACUGCUCAUGCCAACCCAUACUUUGCCCACCAGGGUCAACCUGGCCUGCGACAUCAUAACGAGGGCUCUGUCCCGCCCAGUCCCCCUGAUACUCCCGAAUUGAAGGUCUGCGGCCCUGAUGGUGCUCCCGUCGACCAGGCCACCAGCGAAACCAAGGAGGAACUGGCUCGGCGUCUGCGGAGGGUUGCUAGUGCCCCUAACGCUCAGGGCCUGUUUGUCAGCGACGAAUCAAAGUCUAUUCCUGCUCUGCCCAACGGCGAGCGACCUGCCACGGCAGAGCUUGGAAAGGAUCCUCUGAUGGAAGAUUCGGCGAGUGGCUCUAUUGGUCUUGUGCAGUCAACUUCUGAAUCCUCCAAGAGCGAUAGCCAUGCCAUUGCGGCUGACGACGUUCUCUCGGCCUUGCCAGCCCCUAGUACGUCCUUGGCUUUCCGAAGGACGUACAGCUCCAAUUCUAUCAAGGUCCGCAAUGUCGAAGUUAGCCCUGCCAGCUUUGACAAGAUUAAGCUCAUCGGAAAGGGUGACGUUGGCAAGGUCUACCUGGUGAGGGAGAAGAAGAGCAGCCGACUCUAUGCUAUGAAGGUUUUGAGUAAAAAAGAAAUGAUUAAGCGAAACAAGAUCAAGCGAGCUCUAGCGGAGCAGGAGAUUCUUGCCACGAGCAAUCACCCGUUCAUUGUCACGCUAUAUCACUCGUUCCAGUCCGAUGAGCACUUAUACCUAUGUAUGGAAUACUGCAGUGGUGGAGAGUUCUUCCGAGCCUUGCAAACCCGCCCUGGCAAAUGUAUCCCCGAAGAUGACGCUCGAUUCUAUGCCGCCGAAGUGACAGCUGCGCUCGAAUACCUUCACUUGAUGGGCUUUAUUUACCGCGAUUUGAAACCUGAGAACAUCUUGCUUCACCAGUCUGGACACAUCAUGCUUUCAGACUUUGACUUGUCCAAGCAGUCCGACCCUGGUGGCAAGCCCACCAUGAUUAUCGGCAAAAAUGGAGCACGAACGGAUGCUCUGCCUACAAUUGACACCAGGUCUUGCAUUGCCAACUUCCGAACCAACUCAUUUGUUGGCACAGAGGAGUACAUUGCUCCUGAGGUUAUUAAGGGUUCCGGCCACACGAGCGCAGUCGACUGGUGGACAUUGGGUAUUCUCAUCUACGAAAUGCUCUAUGGCACAACGCCUUUCAAAGGGAAGAAUAGGAACGCAACGUUUGCCAACAUUCUGCGUGAAGACAUUCCAUUCCCCGAUCACGCUGGGGCGCCUCAAAUUUCAAAUCUCUGCAAAUCGUUGAUUCGAAAGCUCCUGAUCAAAGACGAGAACCGCAGGUUAGGAGCUCGGGCCGGUGCAUCUGACAUCAAGGCACAUCCAUUCUUCCGCACAACUCAGUGGGCUUUGAUUCGCCACAUGAAGCCGCCCAUCGUUCCUCAUCCCACCAAGGGAAUCGACACAAUCAACUUCAGAAAUGUAAAGGAGAGCGAAAGUGUGGAUAUCAGCGGCUCAAGACUCAAGGGUGUACCACUGGACAGCGGUCUGGCCACGCCUGGAGCCGAGUUGGAGGACCCGUUCAGCGAAUUCAACAGUGUGACACUGCAUCACGAUGGCGACGACCACCAGCAUAUUCUCCAUCAUCCUACCGCCAGCCAACAAGUAAGCGCUUCAUCAUAG
This is a messenger RNA of Pochonia chlamydosporia 170, 1932 nucleotides long. Its product is annotated as serine/threonine-protein kinase nrc-2. Gene Ontology annotation, biological process: protein phosphorylation. The record is from RefSeq and is a predicted model, not a curated record. Lineage: Eukaryota; Fungi; Ascomycota; Sordariomycetes; Hypocreales; Clavicipitaceae. Gene Ontology annotation, molecular function: protein serine/threonine kinase activity; ATP binding. Bases 1 to 1932 code for a protein of 643 amino acids. The transcript is spliced from 4 exons. Gene Ontology annotation, cellular component: nucleus; cytoplasm; plasma membrane.